CGCCUACACAUCUACCCAUUGUCUUCCUCGCAGGUACCGCUUUUAAUCCAAUUGUCCAAAGGUGGGACAGACAUGCAUAUGUCUCGCAACACACUCUACAGCACGCUUCUCCACCUUACCCUGAGCCCUCUACUUUUCUUCCCAGCUCGUGGAAGCGCCACCGCUGCCUCGAAUAUCUACCGAGCGCCGACCGGGUCAUUAUAUGUGAACCAAUCGUCGAACCUCAGAUCCUUCUCCGCGCUGUACCUCCACUGUCCGUCGCUUCUUGUCCCACAUCAACCGUUUUCCACCUCGUCCAUGAUGUCGUCCGACCCCGUCAAAUCAGCCGAAGCAGCUGACCAAAACCAAGACCAAGAUGGGAAACCGAAAGCGCCUCUCGCUCUCCCAUCCACAGACCCUACAGACGGAUCGAAUAGUCAUAAGAUUGAUCUCAGCGCCGAGGGCGGCUCCACCGUGAAACUCGACCAUUUUGGUCCCAUGGUUGUGAACCAAGACGGAACGCUCUCCCGAAUUUCAAACUGGGAGCAAAUGACGGAAAUCGAACGGCGGAAUACACUGCGCGUGCUGGGGAAGAGGAACAAGCAGCGACUGGCCGCGUUGAAAGAGGCGGAAGCUGCAAGACAGAACGAGGAACAAAAGUAGAGAGGGCUGAACGGCAUCGGCAUAUAAAUAUGGCGUUGAAGCGUUCCUGUUGGUGACAAUUGUAUCUAUACUAUUUUAAAGAAACUAAUAAUUGAAAUGUGAAUAUGACUUGAGAGCAUUAGAAUGCUAUCAUACAAUUUACCG
Molecule: messenger RNA, 786 nt
Organism: Penicilliopsis zonata CBS 506.65
Lineage: Eukaryota; Fungi; Ascomycota; Eurotiomycetes; Eurotiales; Aspergillaceae
Exons: 1
Coding region: 79-642 (187 amino acids)
Source: RefSeq, a predicted model, not a curated record